CGUAGCGGGAGGGGAACGGCCGCAGCAGGAUCCCUUCUGCCCUCCGCCUCUUCGUGCCGUCCUGCCCCGGGACGGCUCUUAGCCGGCAUCGCCUUGGGAGCGUAGGCAGCGGGCGGCGGCGGCUGUCCCGGAGUUGGGGACUGCUCAGCGGGCGUUUGGGCUUAUGGCCACUGGGAAAAAGCCUGCACGGGUCCCUGAGGACCCCCUUUCCGGUGCUGCUUAAGGCCAUGCUAAGUCCGUGCUGGGGACUGCGAGCACGGGUUAGAGGUUCUUCAGAGGUCCUGAGGCGUUGCCUUUGAUGUCUGAUGGCGGCCUGAGCGGCUGUGUCUGCCUGCCUUUCGCAUAUGUGUGCAUAAACCUACAAGUAGGCGAGUUCCUUCUUUGUUUGUUUUACUUUGAAGACGGUCCUUUUAUAGCACGCAAGACUGAGGGCACUUAGGGGACUGCACUAGGACAUGAUGCCUGAAUAACAAAUGCUGUUCUUUAUGUGUAAUUCAUAACGCCAAGUAAAAACAGAAACCAAAUUUCAGAAGAAUGCGUUUGUCCUUUCAGCCUUUAUGUCUCCCUGGACGGUUGGCAAAGUGAUUUUUUUUUUUUUUCUGGUGAAAUAUAUGCCUUAGAACCGAGGUGUUUAAUAAGGCUAAACUCUUUAAAAAAAAAAAAAAAACAGAACGGAAAACAAAAAACUGAAUAUUGCACCCCUAAAAAUGCAAGCAAAGCCUCCUGAAAUUCUUGAUAAGUUGUCCUAUUCUUUUGCUUUUGUUGCUCAUUCUUUAAGAUAAGUGGUCAAGAUAAAACCAAUUGUGCGAUUUAAGGAUUCUCCAAAAAAAAAAAAAAACCCACCCACCCACCUACCAAACCUCAAAGCUGAUGUUUUGCAUGCUGAGGGGAAAUGCUCCCUUUUCUUGUAACAUUUUAAUUAUGAUUCCUCUCACAAUAGAGUAUACUCGUUUGUGCACAACUUUUUUUUGUGUGUUGAUUAAUAAAUAACUGCCUUAUUACAUUCUGAUGUCAUAUUAGAGGGCUUCUUGUCCAUUGUCAGAGGAAACUUUAAAAUGGAGAUUUGGAAGACAAGAUUCUACUGGCUAAAUAAAAAUAAAUGUCUGUAAGCAAGAUCUUGAAGUGCAAGGUAACGUCGUUUUGACUUUGGUUUUAGAAUAGACUGACCUCCCCUUAUUUUGGAGGUGUUUUAAGAUUAUUUUUUAGUUUAAUGUGGGAGAAACUGUGCAAGUAAAUGACUUCUGCAGGACACUGACCUACUCCAGAUUUAUCCAUGUUCCUUUCGAUUAAUGUUGAUACCCUCUUUUAUUAGUACAGUUUUUGUCAAUUAAGAAUAUAAGUGUUUGCAAGGAUCUGGGAUUUAAUUGAUAUUAGAAUUGAUAAUUAAUUAAUUAAUUUGAUGACCAAAAUAUAUUAAGGCAUCCCUGAAACAGAAACUGGCUCUUAUACUUUGAAUAGCCAUUCUAAACCAGGAUAAGAUUCAGUUUUCUGAUGUGAUCUGACACUUGCUUUCUCCUGUGCAGACUGUUUUUUAUUAAAAUACUGAACACUCAUUAAAAAAGACAAAAAAUACUGCUGGAAUAAUAUCCCUGAUAUUUCAUAUAUUUGGAUCUUUUCUGCGUACAAAAAUAUUUUAAUCAUGAGCUGUGGAAAUCAGUUUGUGGAAACUCUUAAGAAAAUUGGGUAUCCAAAAGCUGAGGAGCUUAAUGGAGAAGAUUUUGACUGGCUGUUUGAGUCUGUGGAAGAUAAAUCGUUUCUGGAGUGGUUUUGUGGAAAUGUAAAUGAGCAGCAUGUGGUAUCUGAAAAAGAACUGCAGGAUUUUAAUAAUCUUAUUGAAUCAGGAAAGCCCAUUUUGGAAGGAAGUGCACUGGAUGAAGUCCUUAAAACCUGUAAGUCUUUGGAUUCGAAGAACAAUAGUCAGGGGGAGGAAGAAGAAGAGGAAGAACUUAAGAAAUUAGAGAAUGAAUUUCAAACCCUUCAGAAGAUGAAAAAUCUUAACGUUCAUCGAUGUAAUAAGCUUCAAAUGAUGUCUUCCACAAACAGCCAGAUGUUACAGGCAUUAAAGGGCAAAGAGGAGGAGGCACUUAAAGCUGUGAAAGAAGGCCUGGGAGUGCUUACUGCAGAAAAUAAUAAGCUUAAUAAUGAACUGCUGUCCCUUAUUGAUGGAGUUAAGAAACUGGCCUCUUUCUUCACUGCUUCAGAUUCAGAACAAGGAUUAGGUCCACAUCCAGUGUUUUUUUCCCAGCUUUCUUUGGACAAGUAUUUGUCUCAGGAAGAACAAAGCACUGCAGCCCUUACUUCAUACACAAAAAAACAUUUUUUUCAAGGUAUGUCUGAAUUAGUUGAAAGUUCACAUGAAGAAAACUUUCAGCUUGGCGAUAUAAGCAAACAAGUGACUUGUGAUGAAACUAAUGAAGUUUGUGAAGAAAGUCAUGAGAUGGCUAGGCUGCAAACAGCAUAUAUUUGUGCUCAGCAUCAGCUGAUUCAAAUGAAAGCUAAAGAAGAGAGUAUGAAUUCAGCUAUACAAUGUGCAGAGAACAUGCUGCAUUCCUUAAAGACCAAGGGAAUUGAAAAACAAAACCUCGAGACAAGAAUAUCUAGUUUAAAUGAUGAAAUUUCAACAAUUAAAAAACAUAUUGCUCAGAUAAACAAUGAAGAUCUGCCUUCCCUUUUGAAAGAGAAUGCUCGACUGUUAAAUGUGCCCGUGGUGAAAGGAGACUUUGAUCGUCAGAUUGCUCGGCAGGACUACUACGCUUCAAGACAAGAUGAAAUAUGCCACCAUUUGAUAAGACAGAAAGCAUCAUUUGAACUUAUUGAGCUAGCUUAUGAAAUUGAAUUGAGGAAACAUAAAGACAUCCGUUGUCAACUUGAAAAUUUGGUAGAGUAUCUGAAACGGAGCAGCAAUGAGUUGGAACAGAGACUGCAGAUAAUGUCUGAGCUAGCUCAACGUGCAAGGCCAAGGAACACUAUUGAUUCAAAGGAUGAUUUUUCUCGUGGACUAUACCAGCUUCUGGAAGGAGAAAAUAAGAAACAACAGUUGUUUAAAACAUACGAAAGCCUUGAGCAGAUGGCUCAGAAGUUAAAGCAGGACUGUGCUACAGUACAAGAUCAGCUAGCAGCGUCUUCCCAAGAACAGUCUCUCUUUUUGUCCAAGUUAGACAGUGAUAUAGAUACCCUUUGUGAUACUCUGUAUUGUGGAGGAAAUCAAAUAUUACUUAGUAGUCAGGAACUUACUGAGCAGUUUCAUCAAAUGGACGUUCACUUAAAUGAAUUAAAUCAGCUCAUUAUGGAUCUUCUUGCUGAUGUAAAGGCAAAGAGAAACUUUUUAGAAUCUAAUAAGCUGCAUCAGAUGGAAAGAAACUUGUAUGUGUAUUUUUUCAAAGAUGAAGACCACUUGAAAGAGAUGGUGGAGAAGCUUGAGCAGCAGUCUAAGGCUAAAACCAGUGAUGUAGAAGAUGAAAGUCUUGCUGCCAGUGAAGUUCUUGAUAUUUAAACUCCAGCGUAGUGUUAAGAUAUGAAAACAUGUUGAUGUUAACCGUCUUCAAGUUACGGAAAAAUAAGUAUUAGCUUAUCAAAGCUAACAUAUAUCCAUCAUUGCAACGUAUGUUUAGCUGCUGCAGUUAUCAAGUUUGGAUUAUAUGCUGCUUUAUGGCUUUUGGCAUCUGCUUGUUCACGUUUCCAUUUUGACAAAGUUUUCUUUGGUAUGAAAAAAUACACUGGGUACUUAAUGAAUUACAUAACAGACUGCUCUUCUGCUAGCCUGUAUGUUGAUUACCAUUAUGUACAGCAGGGCGCAAAACAAGGUUUCAUGCCCUUGAGAUACGUCUUUGUGCAUGCUAAGGGCCUUUUCGUAUACACUCUGAAAAGUAAAUGUGGAGAAGGCGUUCUGGAUUUUUGAACGUGAAUGUACUGUGCGUCUUUCAAAGAAGAAAGUUCUCCAAGGCAAACAUUUUGUGAUUGCUUCCCUUAAAGUUCGUCUAAGACGACAGGUUUUUUGGUUGUUUUGUUUUCAUCUAGAAAUGUGUCGGAAUGUGUACCAGAAUCUGUUUUAUGUACCAGGACCAUCUGUUUUAAGACUGUUUUUAAGAUUGUUCUUAUAUCUUCUUCUUUAACUUAUGAUCUGUGUUCUCUGCUGAAACCAGUCCGUACUCCUACCAGAUUCUUCAAAGAAAAAGAAAUUUGAAUUUCCUUUUUGGACUUAGGGCCUUUUGAGGAUCUUUUGUUGCAGCAAAUUUGGAAUGUGCUCUGUAGUUUAUAAUGAUGUGCUUUUAAAUGUUAGAAUCUCAGCGCUUUUGGACUUCUGCUUUCACUGGCGCUAGACUGUCUAUCAAACUCUUGUAUCCCAAUACAGCAAUGGGAUUAAAUGUACUUUUGUAGUAUGAUAAUUUUCAAUCUUUUGUACGUUGGGAUCAGCUGUGUUUGGUUUCAAACGUUAGACAUGGAUAACUGGCAGUAAAUUAGUAUUAGCUUUAUCUUCAGUAACACUAACUUUCUAUUUUGACUGCAGACUUUUAACUUUUAUAUAACUUAUUUUUAAAUAAUGCAUUUCUUUAACUUACUGCUUGGAUUUUGUGAUG
Molecule: messenger RNA, 4577 nt
Organism: Struthio camelus australis
Lineage: Eukaryota; Metazoa; Chordata; Aves; Struthioniformes; Struthionidae
Source: RefSeq, a predicted model, not a curated record